Molecule: messenger RNA, 1478 nt
Organism: Drosophila obscura
Lineage: Eukaryota; Metazoa; Arthropoda; Insecta; Diptera; Drosophilidae
Gene: RhoGDI
Product: rho GDP-dissociation inhibitor 1
Exons: 6
Coding region: 182-793 (203 amino acids)
Biological process (GO): Rho protein signal transduction
Cellular component (GO): cytosol; cytoplasm; membrane
Molecular function (GO): Rho GDP-dissociation inhibitor activity; protein binding
Source: RefSeq, a predicted model, not a curated record
UUCACCGUCUUCGUUCUGUCUUGUUUCUGUGUUUUUUUGCGUUGUUUUUUGCUUUGUUUGCACAUUAAUAUAUUGAAAAAUCAUACAAAUAUCUUGGUUAGUUGUUUUUCACGUGACAGCCAGGAAGCGGUAAAGGAAACGGAAAUUUGUACUUAAUUUGCAUAUUUCAGAAGAGAAAGCCAUGGCCGAAACAGAGACGCAACACCGUCCCGACCAUCAUGAUGAGGAUGUGCACGAUGUCAACUACCAAGCGCCGCCAGAGAAGACCAUCGAGGAGAUAAUGGCCGCCGAUCAGGAGGAUGAGAGUUUGAGACGCUACAAGGAGGCCCUCCUGGGUGCAGCCCAGACCGAGAAGAUUGUUGUUGAACCGAAUGAUCCCCGCAAGGUGAUUGUGAAAAAGCUGGCCCUGGUUGUGGAAGGACGUGAUGAUAUGGAAUUGGAUCUUACCGGUGACAUUAGUCAGCUGAAAAAGCAGCUCUUUGUGAUCAAAGAAGGUGUUCAGUACAAGGUGCGCAUUGAUUUUCUUGUGCAACGCGAAAUCGUUCACGGCCUUAAGUAUGUGCAAAAAACCUCACGCUUUGGCAUGCCCGUUGUGGUUGACAAAAUGAAGCACAUGGUGGGAUCAUAUCCGCCGAAGAAGGAAAUUCAGUUCUAUUUGACGCCCGCCGAGGAGGCGCCCUCCGGCACAUUGUCGCGCGGCACUUACUCGGUCAGCUCGAUCUUCACGGAUGAUGACAAGCACAUACAUUUGGAAUGGGACUGGACCUUUGAGAUCAAAAAGGACUGGGCAUAAAGCGGGAAAAACAAAACACCACACACAGAAACAAACACAACACACACACACACACAUACCCUCAAGAAACACCCACAUACACAGACAAACAGCAUAAACUUGUGUGUGUUUUAGCCCCCGUCAAAAUGUCAUGUAAUUAGUUUAUUUUUUGUGUUUCAAAAUUUUGUAAACGACAGUUUCUAAACAAAACAGUCAAGUAUUUUUGUGAAUGGUAUUAGAUUGAAACUACUAUUUUUGUAUCUAAAGAGUUAAUGUAAAGCAAAUGAUAAGUAUUUUUGAUAUCCAGUCGAUAUCCAAUGGAAUGUGUGUAAAAAAGAAGAGCAAUUUUCGCCCUAUGUCACUCACUAAGAGAGAGAGAGGAGAGAUCCAGUCAAUCCACUCAAGUCAAAACAAAACAAAACAAAAGUCAAGUCAUCAGUCGGCCUCUGCAUGCCAUUGCAUAUGUCUAACAUACCCCCUUCCAGCUAAAUUCUAAAGAGAACUUUAAGAAAGUUUUAUGCAUUUUCAACAUGUAUUUAAAUUUAAUAAGAAGGAAAGAUCCUUUUCUACUUUCCAACUGAAACUGAAAAGGGCAACCCAUACCCAGAUAUGAUCCAUACAAUCCAUCAAUUUGGACUGAAGCUGAAUUACCUUACAAUAAUGCAUUUGCUAUCUGUAAAACCCACAUAAAAUGGGCAUCCCACAC